AUGAAUAUAUUUAGGCUUGCAGGGGACAUGACACAUUUAGCCAGUAUCCUUGUUCUCCUCCUCAAGAUCCACACCAUCAAAUCUUGUGCAGGAGUUUCUUUGAAAACUCAGGAGCUUUACUUUCUGGUGUUCGCCACACGUUACUUGGAUCUUUUCACUCAUUUCAUUUCGUUGUACAACACGACCAUGAAAUUGAUAUACCUAGGAAGUGCGUUCUCUAUCAUUUGGUAUAUCAGGCACCACAAACUGGACUGGAGGUCGUACGACAAGGAUCAAGACACAUUCCCGCGAUCUUAUCUCAUUCUCCUCUCCUUCGCUUUAGCUGUCUUUGUACACGAGAAACUCACAUUCAAGGAGGUACACACGCUUUUAGAGCCAUUUGCCAUUUGUUAA
Molecule: messenger RNA, 393 nt
Organism: Linum tenue
Lineage: Eukaryota; Viridiplantae; Streptophyta; Magnoliopsida; Malpighiales; Linaceae
Source: the annotation of a GenBank genome assembly